UUGGCGGGCAUGGUGUGCGGCCCGUGGCCACCACAAAAUGAGCCAAAUACUUACCCGAAGGCGGUCCAGACAGCUAAACUGUUCUUCAGAUGUAACGAGCGGUGUUGGCAGUGUGUGUGAAACAAGUGUCAAGGUUGGAGAAGGCAAUGGAUCAGACCUUUUUAUAUCUGAUGAUGAUGAUGUAGUUGACCGUGAUUAUGUCCAGCCUGCACACAUGAGCAGCAGUGAUGAUGAAUCCCUGCCAACAAGAAAGGAACAGCGCAAGAAGCACAAAGCCAUGUCUUUACUGCAGCCUUGUGUUUCCCGCCUCUCAGACCCUGAAUUGAGUGAUGGGACUGGAAGAACUCCUGCCUGUGGCUCCAGAGUGUUUGCCGUGACCAGGAUAGCUCUGGAAAGUGACUCAUCAUACCAUACACAAGUGAAGAAGCAGAGGAAAUCCUACAACUCAAAGGACAAGAAAGACUUCAGGUGGUCGUUGGAGCUGCUUCACACUGCCGUUUGUGAGCACCGGUGGGAGGACGCCUUCAGCCUCCUGCCGUGUGUCAUCACCCAUACAGUACCACAUCUUCCCCUGGAGUUCCUGUGGCGGAUGACAGAUGUCAUUACCAGAAACAUCCCUAGUCUAUCCAUUGAGGACAGAAAAAAAUUCAGGUCUAUUCUUCAUGGUAUGAAAUUAAGAACAUCAAUGUUUCUGGACAUUUUAUCACAAGAUCUUGCAGAAGCAACAGACAAAGAUGUUGAUGAACUGUUGCAGAUGAUAGAGGACAUCCAGAACCAGAGGCUGCCUCCAGCAAUGGGGAUUACGAUCAAGACAAGCAAACGCUUCAAGGCCCUGUCUGAUGGCUACGUUGGUCUGGUGCACUACUACUGCUGGAAGAGCUCCUUGCUGAAUGCUAUGUCAUCCUCCCAGCCACUGGACGAUGAUUCCUGGUCUGUGAGCUUUAGUGAAAGUCAAGGAACAACAAACACCAGCAAGAAAGAGAUAGUCAGAAAGGCUCACUCCUUCCUGAAGAAAGCUCUCAGUGGCCUUAGUGAACCUUGUGACUGGUUCAUGCUGCAAUACCUGGAGCUGGAGCAGGAGCUGAAUGGGCAGGAGUCUGCUAUCAAUGCAUUGGAGCGGUACAAGAGUGACCCUCGCCGUGCCCCAGCACAUCACCUUGCCUACCAUUUCUACAAGAACCUGGUGUCAGGAUCAGUCGUAGAGCAACUAAUAGAGUUAGAGUGCAUCAGCAAAGCAUGUUCCGAUGAUCCCCUGGUGCUGGAGCAAGUGAACCUCUAUCUUCACAGUUUGGAUCAUGGUGGGCCGACACUGGAGAGGGCCAUGAUGUGGAUGAGGAGUGCUGAGAGUGACAGUGGCCAGGAAAGCAAUGAUGACUGUCUUCCAGGCCAAAUAAAUACUUCCUGCACACUGAGGAAAACUGGGAAGGUGGAGGUGCUGAUGAGGUGCCUGAUGCUGCUUGUGGGAAUGCUGGACUACCCAUGCCACACUUGGAACUUGAAGCCAUGGCAGAAGCUGACGCAAGUGUUGACCAAGUUUUACCAAGCCUGGGUGAAGUGUUGGUUCUGCUUGGCCUGCAAAAAGACCAGGAAGCGGAUGCACAGACUGGCACAGACAGUGGUGCCUCUGUGGAAACAUUUUGUGUGGAAGGAGCCUCCAGCGACCCUGUCCCUGGAGCAAGCCAAGGUCCUCUUCCAUCAUGUGUUUGCUGCUUUCAUAUUUAACUACAGUGAUGAGUACGUGAGUCUAUCCAUGUCUGCCCUAGUGAAGAAUGGCCACUUGCUGCUGAAGAAAGAGCUGAUGAGUCUUAUGAAGUUCCCGGGAGCUUUCCAGAGGCACUUUAGCUUGCUCGCCAAGGAACACAGGAAGAGAGUGGAAGGCAUCUCACUAAGAUCUCUGAGCCAAACUGCAUGCCAAAAUAAGAAAGCCAUCCAGCAGAAUCAGAAGAGAACACAGGACACAUCUGAGGCUGCAACCAUUAUUUCUUCUCAUGACCUCAACCAGGAGACACACAGAGAAGGACCACGUGACUCAGGGUCUGAGUGUGAGGAUGAGGUUUUACAACUUACACCAUUUAAGGAUUCCUGUAAGUUGCAAUAUUUUGAAUCAAGAGACUGGACUCUCACCAAGAUUUCUGAGAAACAUUUUUGAUACAUCGUUGGAAGGGAAUUAUAUCACCAGCACUCAAACCAAGGAUGAGAAAUGCAGAGACCAGAAAAAACUUGUAGAGGAUCCUGAAUUGAAUGGCACUUACAUAACUUAUCAGGAAACUGACAAGGAAAAUAACAAAUGUACCUCAGCAUCUGAUGCUGCAAAGAUUAACGAUGAUCAUUCUUCUCAGAGCAAAAUAGAAACUGCAAAAGGUUUCCCAAUAUCACAUCAACAAGGAAAGAUUUUGGUGACCAUACUGAAUCUAAUGAUAAAGUAAAUGGAAAGCAGGACUCUAUUGAAAAUAUGAAAUAUUCUAAAAGUACUUCUAUAAAAGCUAAAUCAAAAAAACAAAACUUCCUCAGAGUGAAGAAUCAGUGCCCCAAUCUCCUGCUGUAUGCAUGAGAACCAGGUUAAGCACUAAUGCAUUCUAUCAGUCUUAUGAUAAAGGCAACAAAACAGUGGUGGAUGCAGAUCAAAAUUGCUUGCCAGAAGAAGACACUGGUACUGUCUCUUGCUUGACACACAAACUUGGCAGUGACAGAAGUGUUAGUGACAAUAGACAGUGUGUUGAUUGUCAAAAGGAAACACCCCAUGAAGUCCAAGGAACAGAACAUGGUUUACUACAACUAGAGGGGCAAAAAGAACAUGGUAGUUGUGAUGAAGCAGAGAGUACUUGUUUGAAAAAUCCUGAGAAGAAAAGAUUGCUCUUUGAUAAAACCUUGAGCACAAAUACUAAGGUGACAAGGCAUGAUGUGAAUGUUACUUUGGAGACAAGUGUGGGAAAUACUGAAGACAAAAAUGAAUGUUCUGUGUCAUCCUCAAGCUCUGCUGAAGAUGUACCUGAUACCAGAACUUCCUGUCAUAGUAGUGAACUAAAAAGUGACAAACCAGAAAAUAGCACAAGUGGUGUAGAUAAAAAGAAAAGAAAUGGAAAAAAAGAUAAGACAGAAAGAAGCAAAAGUCAAAAAGUUAAACACAAAUUAAAGAAUCUCAUAAACAAUACAGAAGAAAAGAAAAAACAAACUCCCAGUACAGAAGAAAAAGAAAACAUAACUCCAGAACAUAGCAUAAAAUCAGUUGAAAAUAAAUAUCAAGAUCCAAAUGCAUCACUUGUCAAAGGAACAAUAGCUGAUGGGGACUCACCAAGGCUUCCAAAGUGGACUAGAUCAGAAAAUGACAUGAUGUAUAGAACAAUUGUAAGAGAAACAGAAACCCAGUCACAUGAUGAAGCAAGUGAUGAUGCCUCCCAAACUGUUCCAGAAACCCAGUCACAUGAUGAAGCAAGUGAUGAUGUCUUACAAACUGUUUCAAAAACCCAGAAUCAAUUGAUUACAAGCGUCAACCUUUCCACUGAGGACAGACACACUGACAAGAUGCAACGAGAGGAGAAUGAAGCAACUCACAGAAAACAAAAUGAACCAGUCCAAGAGGAAGAGAAUGAUAAAAUAAGAGGAAAGCAGAAUCAAGAAGUUCAAGAGAAAACCAAGUCAAAGGAGCAACAUUGUGAUGAAACAGAUGUAGGAAAACAGACACAAUCAGCUCAAGGAGAAAGAAAAUCAGAGGAACAAGUGCUCAAUAGUACUGGUCAAAGAAAACAAAAGGGAGUAAGUUCAAACAGUUUGGAAAUUGAUGCAAGUCGUGUCUGCAAUCAAGAAUAUUCCCAGAGCUCCAUUGAUACCCUAACAGCAGGCCAGAGAGAGAGGGAGUGCACCUCCUCCCCUGAGGAACCUGUACCAUCGAGUCCAUGUGGCCAAGGAUUCUUUGUGACACAAGAGAGUAAAUCUGGUGAGCCUUUGCUGUCACCAGAUGGCAAAGAGUCUGGGAGUCAGAAACCAGGACAUGAGGACUUGAACAUUGAUGAGUUGAAAGAACUGGAUCUGGUAGAUCUGGACCAUUAUCUGCUCAGAGAACAGAAAGAGCAGUAUUACUGUGAGUCCAUUAAAGAUGAAGAAAAUUCCUUAGAGGUGCAUAGCUGGCAUUCGGACAAAACUCCAGGUGGUUUAUUGGAAUCAGUUUCAGUGGCCCAAGGCCACAAGGAGUCGUGCAGACCCACAGCCUGUGUCACUGAAGAAGAAGCAUCAGUCAAAGAUGAAGAAGGAUGUGAUUCAAUAACAGAAGUACAGGACUUUGAGAAAUGCUCAGGAUCAAAUCAUAAAUCACCUCAAAAGUUAUUAGAGAAGUCUGUCCCAAAAGAAGACAGUGAAGGCAGUAAGGCAUUACCUAAAAAGUCAUGGCCUUCUAAGUCUAAGCUGCAGACUCCUUCCACCAAACACCCUAUCAUGCCUUGGUGUAUGCUGCAUGUGGAGGAUCUGCCAACUCCCUCAAUGCUAGAUAUUGUCAAACACUCAGACACCAGCACUCCCAACACACGAGGAAAGCAAAGGCAAGGACGAUCAGGCAUGUGCAGUUCUGUUACUGGCACCCUAAAAGACACAAGGAUCACUAGAAGACGUUCCUGUGUGCCCCAUUACCUUGCAUCAUGGCUUGAAGGCUUGCCCCUCCCAGACACUGACAACAGCACUCCCAAUGGGAAGAGCAAGGACAGUGAUGCUCAUGAGGCAAGAUUAAAAAUUCCAGAUGCUGUGCUAUCCAGUACUUCACCAAAAAAGAAAACACUAAGAGAAAGCAAGAACUCAUUGAUAAACUCUGGGAUGGAAAAUUCUGAUUCUAUGCUGUCUGAUGCAUCAACAAUAAAAACAGAGAAUUCAUCUAAGAAAAGAAAGAAAAAUAUUUUGGCAUGUACAGAUGAAGGAAUGACAGAUUUGAAAGGUUUGGAAGACAGCAUAUCACAGUGUGGCAAAGACGGAGAAGCCAGUGCUGAACCUGCAACACAGACAUCAGUGCCCACAGCGGAAGAGUUUGUUACAAUUAAUAACAAACAGGAGUGUGAAACAAGGAAUGAUAUGUGUGUGUCUGUUACUGAUGGAAUGGAUGAUCUUUCCAUUCUCAGAGACGCAGAGGUUAGCUUGGAAGCAUCGCCGGAGAAGAACACUUCAUCCCUGAUUGAAACUGACAAUAAUGGUUUGGAAAAUGAUGGUGAACAGUGUGUGGAACAAGAUACUCAAAGUGGUACAAACACAGAUAGACUGAAGGGUCUUCCAUCCAAUUAUGAAGACCAAGUGGAUGGUUUGGAGAUUAGUGAGAAUGUUUUGAAGGAUAAUAAUCAUCACUCUGUGGGAGAUUUUCAAUGUGCCACUCAAGCUGACUGGUUGAAGGAUCUGCCACUCAUUAAUGUUAGUGAAGUGACUGCUUUAGUAACAUCACCUGACAGAAAUGAUACAUCCAAAACAAAUGAACAAUGUUCAAGAAAAAGAAAGAGCAGCCUUAGAGUCCUAGAAAUGGAUUGGAUUAAAGAUUUGCCAAUCAGUAAUGAAAAUAGACAGUCUAAUACAGAAACCUCAUUGGAAAGAGACAUCUCAUCAGCACCUAAAGCCAAGGAUCCCACACAGGCAACCACGAAGCAGAAUAAGAAGAGGAAGAGUGAAAGACAAAAAAUUAAGUGGUCUUUCAAUCUCCCUCUUGAUAUCAAGAACAAAAGACGAAAAUCCAUAAUGAAAUGGACAGAAGAUCUCCCUCUUGAUAUCGACGACAGAAGACAAGAAUCCGUAAUGAAAUGGUUAGAAGAUCUCCCUCUUGAUAUCGAGAACAAAAGACGAGAAUCAGUAAUGAAAUGGACUGAAGAUCUCCCUCUUGACAUUGAGAAAACACCAGCUUGCUUACAGAAAUCACUUCAUGAACACAACACAUCACGGGUGGACAAGACAGCUUUAAGUACCAAUCAGUGUGUGGAUGAGGAAAAUAAUGAAGAUAAAAGUGUGACAAGUCCACCAUGCGUGAAUGACUUAACCGACAAUAGUAAACAAGAGGAAGAGACUCAUGGGACAUCAUCUCAUUCAAUAAACAAAAUUGAUCAGGAGAGUGAAGCUCCAUCAAGGAGACUCACAAGAGCAUACUGGAAUUCAGCCAUAGACUCAGAAACGGACAUCAUUGGUGAGAGACAGAAAUCAGACAGCAUAAAGGAGGGUGACAGUGUUCAGGAAGUUAAUAAAAGUUCAGAUGAAAGUCCAAGAAACAAUAAGGUAACAGAUUCUAAUCCUAAUAGAACUCUGGAGGAAAGUGUCAAAGAUGGUGACUGUGAGAAAGGCAAUAGAGACCUUAAGGAAGAGAGAGAUAAAAGAAACACAAACCAAGAGGAGAGCGAGAGAGGGAGUAGAGGCGGUAACCAAAGAAGCAAUGGACAUAAGGAGUGUGAGGUAGAGACUACUUGUUAUGAUGCUAAUGAAGACAUGACAGAUGGAUUGAAAAGAAAAACGG
This is a messenger RNA of Portunus trituberculatus (swimming crab), 6463 nucleotides long. RefSeq lists its product as uncharacterized. The transcript is spliced from 14 exons. Bases 38 to 2149 code for a protein of 703 amino acids. Lineage: Eukaryota; Metazoa; Arthropoda; Malacostraca; Decapoda; Portunidae. Gene Ontology annotation, cellular component: RNA polymerase I transcription regulator complex. Gene Ontology annotation, biological process: transcription by RNA polymerase I. The record is from RefSeq and is a predicted model, not a curated record.